Messenger RNA from Aspergillus pseudonomiae, 625 nucleotides. RefSeq lists its product as uncharacterized. Bases 96 to 440 code for a protein of 114 amino acids. The transcript has a single exon. Lineage: Eukaryota; Fungi; Ascomycota; Eurotiomycetes; Eurotiales; Aspergillaceae. The record is from RefSeq and is a predicted model, not a curated record.
AUGUACUCAGAGAACCAUGGCCAUCUUUGCAAAGCUCGUUUGUACUCUACGAACAGGGAUCAAUAUGACCACUACUCUGUCCAAGAGUAGUGGAUAUGCACUGUGAAUGGGGAUGUGAUUGGCCGGGUGUCUGCAGAGUGGGGCGGAGAAAAUCCUUCAGCAGCGAAGAUAUUCGCCUUUGGAUGCGAUCUGCGCCAGAGCCGCAUUCCUGGAGAUCCCAUCUCAAUCUGUGGAGAGAUUGUCCAUGGUCCUGGCAUUCGGCACUUGCUACUUGGCAUUGUCCUUUGGUGACUGUCACCCAGCGCGUGUUCCGCCGGCCAUCACGGAUACGAGAGAUGCAGCCGGUGGAUCCGAUGUAUCACAAAUCAUUGGCUGCAGCGCCACUUAGCCCUAAUUUGCCUGAAAUGGGAAAUUCAACAGUGGGCAAUCGGAGGCAGUGAAACGAUCCAUAAGACGCCUAGCGCUCUGGAAUUAGUCCCAAUUAUUCUGGGAUUGGUUCCUCCGGAGAUAGUCUGGCGCGAGGACUAGUGGUUAUUGGUGCCAUGACAAUUUACGAGACUGAUUCUGCAAGGUUGGGGCGAAAUCUAAAAAAAGGAGACUAAAUCCAGACUUUCCCCUGGACCCA